AUGGAAAGUGGCUGCGAUCGCGUUGGCGUGCCUAGCGACGUGCUUGAUAGCAUCCAGGAAGACGCCUCUACAGCGGCGUUGCACCUUGCGCAGUCGGACGUGGACUCCGAGUUCGGUUCCUACCGUGGCCGCCGCCCGAAUCUGAACACAAAACCAAGCGCGAUUUCGAGCCCUGACGCGUGCGGCGACCCUGCAUUUGCCGAUCUAAGCGCUCCUAUUUUGCACAUACUCUCGCGUGGCGAUCUCGAGAAUUCGAUCCUGUCGCGCCCCAUGCAUAUGGACGAGUCUACAAAAACACUCACCGAGGCGCUCAGCGUCGUCAAGGUUCAGCGCGUCCAGUUGAAGCGGUUCCUUGACACGGACCGCGUCAUGGACGCGCUCAAGUGUGCGUCGACGAUGCUGAACGAACUGCGCGCGUCGACGCUCUCUCCAAAACACUACUACGAGCUGUACAUGGCUAUCUUCGAUGCCCUUCGUCACCUGUCCAUCUACCUGCACGAUGCGCACUCCAACGGAAAACACCACCUGGCAGACUUGUAUGAGCUGGUCCAGUACUGCGGAAACAUCGUGCCGCGACUGUACCUGAUGAUCACGGUAGGUGGCGUAUACAUGUCCGUUCCCGAUGCGCCCGUCAAGGAAAUCAUGCGCGACAUGAUUGAGAUGAGCCGCGGCAUCCAGCAUCCCACCCGUGGCUUGUUCCUGCGGCACUACCUCUCUGGCGCGACGCGGGACCAUUUGCCUUCUUCGACCGAGCCCGGGCCUGCGGGCGAUCUGGACGACAGCAUCGGCUUUGUGCUCGGCAACUUUGUCGAGAUGAACAAGCUGUGGGUGCGCCAGCAGCAUCUGGGGCAUUCUCGCGAGCGCGAGCGCCGCGAAAUGGAGCGCCGCGAGCUGCGGAUUCUCGUGGGCACGAAUCUCGUGCGUCUCAGCCAGCUGGAAGGCGUAUCGCUGGACGUGUACAGCAGCGUGAUUCUUCCUCGUGUGCUCGAGCAGGUAGUGAGCUGCAAAGACAUGAUUGCACAAGAGCACCUCAUGGAGGUCAUUGUGCAAGUGUUCCUGGACGAGUUCCACCUGCAUACAUUGCCGCAGCUGCUCGCUGCAUGCGCGCGGUUGCAUCCCAAGGUGAAUGUGAAGCAGAUUGUGAUAUCCCUGAUUAGCCGGCUUGCCGCGUACGCUGCACGUGAAGCUGAAAAUGAGAGCCCCGAGGAAAUUCGGCGGCAGGAGGAAGAGGGCGCGCGGCGACUGGCGAUCAAGACGCACGAAAUGCAGCGUACAUUGCCGAUGCCUGCACACACAGUCUGGCAGGAGAUUGACGCAGAACAAGGGCGGCCCAAGGACCGCUGGACGUUGUUUGCCGAGGAGCUUGGAAAGGUCGUUCCUGCGUCUGUACACGGCUCUAUUUGGCACGACAUGCCCCCCGUAAAAAGAGAGGAGAAAGGAAAGGACGAUGCUAAGCAGGAGAGUGCCAAGCAAGGCGAUAAUCACGCUGUACACAGGAAUGCGGACCAAGAGACUGUCUCCAGCGCCGAGAAACCCGAAAAGGACACGGAAGCACAGGACCAAGAGACUGUCUCCAGCGCCGAGAAACCCGAAAAGGACACGGAAGCACAGGACCAAGAGACUGUUUCCAGCGCCACGACAGCGCACCGCGACACUGCUCCAAACGCCGACUCAGCACCUCAGCCCGACGCACCCCCAAGCGACACCUCUCGCAAAUUCUGCGGCAUCCCCGAAACCGUCCCACUCUUUGAAGUGUUUUGGGACCAGAUUCUCCUCCUGCUCAACGCGCGCGCCGACCUUACCUUGGCCGAUCUCGCCGCUUUGCUCUUUGCGCUCCUGGACCUUUGCUUGCACUGUUACCCCGACCGUCUCGAGUAUGUUGAUCAGAUUUUGGGAUUUGCACACACCAAGUUUGCCGAGAGCUCACAAGCAAGCGACCGACCUGCAGCAAACAGUGCCCACGCCCAGACCCUCUUGCUUGCGCCUGUCAACGCUUAUAAGAAUCCACUUACUCUACUCGUCAUUCCCAACUUUCACGUCUUGUGGGCCGAGCAGCCACCUCUUGCGCGGCGUGCUGUUGCCCAGGCCAUCGUCCAAUCGAUGCUUCAGCGCCAUACGCGGAUCACAACUCCAGAAGACGCUGUUGGCAUCCUGGAGCUGUGUGCUUCUUUGAUCGAGGAGCCCGAGCCCCAGCCGUCUGCCUCGGAAAGCUCCUCGGGCCAAGGCAUCCAGCAAGACUUUUACCCGUCUGCAGCCAUCGAUGAGCUUGCCGACCGCCAAGGCAUGCUCGCCAGGGUAAUGCAUCUCUUCCAGGCACAAGAGCCCGAGGCGCAACUCCGACUCUUGUACAUUGCGCGCCAUUACUUGGCACGAGGAGGCGAUGGAAUUCGCUACACGUUCCCUGCGCUGAUCUCGGCUGCUAUUCGACUUGCGCGCAAAUUCCGCGCCUACAAAGAAUACGACCCCCAAUGGGACGCGCAUACCGCAACGCUCUUUCACUUUGUCCACCAGCUCAUUGCGAAAUUGCACCGCCAGGUGGAUGCGCCGGAGCUCUGUGUGCGCUUUUUCCUGCUCGCUGCUGAAGCGGCGGACGAAUGCGGUUUUGAGGAGCUCGCGUAUGAAUACUAUAUUCAGUCGUUUACACUUUACGAAGAGUCCAUAUCCGACUCGCGCUCCCAGCUGCAUGCAAUUGGCUUGAUCGUCAGUGCACUGUUCAAGACGCGCAUCUUUUGCCGCGAGAAUUACGAUGCAUUGACGACGCGCGCGGCGCAAUACUGCUCCAAGCUGCUCAAACGGCCGCACCAGGCAGCGGCCGUCAUGAUGGCCAGUCAUCUCUGGUGGCAGUUGCCGGAGGCGAAAGGCACCGUGGCAAAGCACGCGCUUGUGCACGAUGGAAGUCGCGUGAUUGAAUGCCUGCAGAAGACGCUGCGGAUUGCAAGUGGAUGCAUGAAUGAGAACACGACGGUGGAGAUCUUCUGCCAUGCACUGAACAAGUACCUCUACUAUUUCGAGCAGGGCGUAGCGGAGGUGACGGCCGAGUACAUCCAUUCACUGAUUGAUCUAAUUACCAAGGCGCUCUUGUCGCUGCGCGAAAAUGCGCGCAGCGGCGCUAGCUGGGGCCCGGACGUUUACGACUCGCCAGCGAGCCUUGAUGCAAUCCAGCAGCACUUUGUGAGCCAUUUGGAGUAUGUGCGCGACAAGAAGCAGGCAGUGCUGGGUGCGCUUGCUGCUGAUGACAAUGUAGAGGUAGGUGGCGCAGACUGGGCAGGUAUAGAGGUGCAUGCGCCCCUGCGCAAGCUCGCGGCAGGUAGCUCGUAA
This is a messenger RNA of Malassezia vespertilionis, 3318 nucleotides long. RefSeq names its product retromer complex subunit Vps35 (gene vps35). The transcript has 2 exons. The record is from RefSeq and is a predicted model, not a curated record. Lineage: Eukaryota; Fungi; Basidiomycota; Malasseziomycetes; Malasseziales; Malasseziaceae. The coding region runs from base 1 to 3318 and encodes 1105 amino acids. Gene Ontology annotation, biological process: intracellular protein transport; retrograde transport, endosome to Golgi. Gene Ontology annotation, cellular component: late endosome; retromer, cargo-selective complex; retromer complex.